UCAGAGCAGAGGAGAGUCGGUGAUUAUUAUUAUUAUUAUUAUUAUUAUUAUUAUUAUUAUUAUAGAGGCUCAAUCCACAGGGGACACACCCACACCCACGGAGGAAAACCGAAGAAUGGGGAAAGACUAUUAUAAAAUCCUGGGCAUUUCGAAAGGAGCGGCUGAGGAGGACAUAAAGAAGGCUUACAGAAAGCAGGCUCUGAAAUGGCACCCGGAUAAAAACAAGGCGCCCAACGCGGCGGAGAAAUUCAAGGAGGUGGCUGAAGCCUAUGAAGUCCUCAGUGACCCCAAAAAACGCGAGAUAUACGACCAGUAUGGAGAGGAAGGUCUGAAAGGAGGAGGUGGAGGAGGAGGAGGAGGCGGCGGAACGUCCGAUGGCCAGGGCAGCACCUUCACAUACACGUUCCACGGCGACCCGCACGCCACAUUCGCCACCUUCUUUGGCGGCACCAACCCCUUCGAGAUGUUCUUUGGCCGCAAGGUGAACGGCAGGGACGACGAGGACAUGGAAGUGGACACCGGUGACCCUUUUGGCUCCUUCACGAGUUUUAAUCUGAACGGUUUCCCUCGCGACCGGCAGCCUCGGCGUAAGCAGGAUCCGGCGAUUCAUCACGAACUGCGCGUCUCGCUCGAGGAGGUCUUUCACGGCUGCACGAAGCGCAUGAAGAUCUCACGCCGUCGCCUGAACCCUGACGGCCGCACCACACGCACCGAGGACAAGAUCCUGUCCAUCGAGAUCAAGCGUGGCUGGAAGGAAGGCACCAAGAUCACGUUUCCACGUGAGGGCGACGAAUCCCCCGGCUGCAUCCCCGCCGACAUCGUGUUUGUCAUCAAGGACAAGCCACACCCACACUUCAGGAGGGAAGGGUCCGACAUCGUCUACCCCGUCCGCAUCAGUCUGCGUCAGUCGUUGUGCGGUUGCUCGGUUACGGUCUCCACGAUAGAUGGGAAAACGUGCAAUAUGAAGAUCACGGAGGUCAUCAAACCGGGAAUGAGGAAGACCGUGGCGGGACAGGGGCUGCCCUUCCCCAAGAACCCUGAGCAGAGAGGAGAUCUCAUAGUGGAGUUUGAUGUGAACUUUCCCGACAGUCUGCCAUCUAACGCCAAGGACGUGCUGAAACGCCAUUUACCUGCUUCGUGAAAGGAACGCAGCAGGACUGCGGCGGCGUUAAGCGGCACGCCACACUGAUACUCACCAUCUCUCCCGAUCCAACACUGGGACAAAUCGCCGUCAUGCCCCAUAAACAAUGUGCAAUUCCUAUUUUUUAUCUAAUCAGUCAGUGUUUGGGUUUUUUUUGUUUUGUUUUUUAAAGAAAAAAAAAACAUGUUGCAUGCCCAAAUAAGGUCAUAAACGUGCAAGUGCAAUCUUCAUGUCUGAAAGUAAACGUCAGAUUUGACUCCUUUA
Neoarius graeffei (lesser salmon catfish) is the source of this 1405-nucleotide messenger RNA. It is a transcript of the gene dnajb4, whose product is annotated as DnaJ heat shock protein family (Hsp40) member B4. Gene Ontology annotation, cellular component: cytosol. The coding region runs from base 116 to 1141 and encodes 341 amino acids. The record is from RefSeq and is a predicted model, not a curated record. Gene Ontology annotation, molecular function: protein-folding chaperone binding. NCBI's taxonomy places the organism in Eukaryota, Metazoa, Chordata, Actinopteri, Siluriformes, Ariidae. The transcript is spliced from 4 exons.